AGCAAAUCCAACUCCCCCCCACAAACUCUGCGCACGCCACCCACCACGCUCACUCCACACUUUCGAGCCGAAUCUCGUCACCUCAGCUCGACCGUCCGCUUUCGCGUCUCAGUUACGCGUCACCUUGAACCACCUCCCUCAACUCCACUCAGCCUUUUCCACCCGCAACACCGUCAAGAUGGGUGGUGAUCUCAACUUGAAGAAGAGCUGGCAUCCGCUCUUGAUGAGCAACCAGCGCCGCGUAUGGGAAGAAGAAAAGAAAGCGCUCGACGAGCGCAAGCGCAUCGACCAAAUGAUGAAGGAGCGCCAGGAAGAACGCGCCAUCCAGGAACUGCAGGCCAUCCAAGAGGCAGCCGGCGGGAAGAAGAGAGUCAACCGCGUCGACUGGAUGUACUCUGGCCCAGCGAGCGGCCAGACUGGCACCACCGAGGAGAUGGAAGGAUACUUGCUGGGCAAGCGCCGCAUCGACAACCUCCUGAAGAACGAAGAGAGCAAGAAGCUGGAAAAGGCCUCGGGCGAGGAGUCCUUCAUGGCGCUGCAGAACGCCAACACGACGCGCGACACGGCCGUCAAGGUGCGCGAAGACCCCAUGAUGGCCAUCAAGAAGCAGGAGCAAGCCGCCCUGGAAGCCAUGAUGAACGACCCCGUGCGCCGACGCCAGCUCCUCAAAGCCGCAGGCGGCGACGCCCAAGACAGCAGCGAGCGGAAGCAGCGGCGCCACCGACACAGAGACCGCGACGAUGACAACACCCAUCGCAGCAGCAAGCACCGCAGCAGCAGGCGGCACGAUGACGACGACAACGACGGGCGCCGUCACCGCUCGCAUCGCCACCGCUCCUACUCCCGCUCCCGCUCUCCCUACAGGCGCUCCCGCGACGACGACGACGCCAAGCGCGACUCCCACCGCAGCAGUCGCCGGCACUACUCGCGCUCGCCGACGCGGUCGCGCUCCCCGCACAGGCGCAUCAGCGGCCGAGGCGAGAGCCGGUACCACGAGCGGGAGCGCGCGCCGCGCCACCACUCUUCGCGGCGAACGACGUCGGGCUCACCCGCGCCCUCGGACCGGCGCGACAACCACAACUACAGCCGCGACCACGCCUACACCCGCGACCGAGACUACGCGCGUGAGCGGCCCACCCGCCCCCAGCGCCGCGCCUCGCCGCCCAGGAAAUCCGCAGCCGACGACGAGGCAGCAGCCGAGGCGCGCGCGCGCAAGCUCGCCGCCAUGCAGAGCAGCGCGUCGCAGCUGGAGGACGACCGGCGCAAGCGGCUGGCCGCUAUCGAGGCGAAAGAGGCCGAGCAGCAUGAGCUGGACGAGCAGCAGCGGAGCGAGAAGGGCCGCUUCGUCAAGGACUUGCAUAAGCAGGCUGAGCAGGAUAUCGAUUUGGGGGAGCGGCUGAAGAGGUCGAGGGGGGGGUUGGAGCGGUUGGAGGCGUUUUAGUGGGGGUUGUGUGUGGGGUGAGGGGCGUUUUCGGGAUUUUCUUUCGUUCUUUCACCUUUCUUUGCGCGAAACGGACGGUUUAUCUAGGGAUAAUGGACUGGACUGGACUGGACUGGACUGGACUGGACGGACAGGCUAGGUAGGGAGGGGCGGUGCGAUAUCAUACACACACCCAAAUAUACAAGCAAGACACAAUCAGCAGAAACAAAAAGACCAAACAUAAACAAACAACCCAGAUGGCACGCACGCACGUGGCACGCCCAAACGACCUAGGUACCUACUAGGAGUACCUCCCAUGAACACACAACUCCC
Molecule: messenger RNA, 1753 nt
Organism: Aplosporella prunicola CBS 121167
Lineage: Eukaryota; Fungi; Ascomycota; Dothideomycetes; Botryosphaeriales; Aplosporellaceae
Exons: 1
Coding region: 179-1441 (420 amino acids)
Biological process (GO): mRNA splicing, via spliceosome
Cellular component (GO): U2-type spliceosomal complex
Source: RefSeq, a predicted model, not a curated record